AUGUGUGGUGUAAGUGGAAUUGGGAAGACAACCAUUGCUGAGGCAGUCUAUAAUGGCAUCCUUUCAUCCUUCAAUAAGCAUAGUUUUAUUUCAGAUGUUAGUAAACAAGCAAAGCAAUGCAUAGGUCUUGUUUCUUUGCAAAACAGACUUCUCAAAGAUAUGUUCAACAGAGAUUCUGACAUACGUCAUUGUGGUAAAGGGAAAAUUUUGAUAAAACACCGACUUUGCAAAGAAAAAGUUCUUCUUGUUCUCGAUGAUGUGGACAACAAAGAACAGGUAGAUGCUUUGGCCAGUGAACUCAAUUGGUUUGGUCCAGGAAGUAGGGUGAUAAUAACAACCAUAGAUGAACAUAUCUUGAAGGUUACUAAAGUUGAUAAAGACAAAGUGUACUGGGUUGAAGAACUCAACCAUGAGGAAUCUCUUCAACUAUUUAGUUUGCAUGCCUUUUCAAUGGAUGAACCUCCUCGAGAUUAUAUGCAACGUUCACGUGAUAUGAUAAAAUAUUUGGGAGGGCUGCCUGCAAGUCUAGAGGUGUUGGGGCUUGGUAGUGAUGAUAAUAAGCGGUUCAAAAUUGAAGAGAUCAAAACUGCAACAAAGAAUUUUGAUGAAUCGUUGGCGAUCGGAGUUGGUGGCUUUGGCAAAGUUUACAAGGGUGAACUAAAAGACGGCACUAUGGCAGCAAUCAAGCAUGCCCAUCUGCAAUCUAAAUCUGGACAAGGCCGGGCAGAAUUUUUGAAAGAGAUUGAGAUGCUAUCGAAGAUCUGGCAUGAACAUGUGGUUUCGAUGAUUGGUUUUUGCGAUGAAGAGAAUGAAAUGAUUUUGGUGUAUGAGUAUAAUGCAAAUGGGAAUCUCAAGAAUCAUCUUUUUCGCUGGAAUUACUUGACAUGGAAGCAGAAAUUAGAGAUUUGCCUAGGUGCUGCAAGAGGACUCCACUACCUCCACACAUGGGGAGAGAAUGGUAUAAUCCAUAGGGAUGUUAAGCCAUCCAACAUACUAUUGGAUGAGAAGUUUUUAGCAAAGAUAUCUGAUUUUGGAAUCUCACUAACAGAUCCCCCUGCAUUAUCACAUCAUACCCAUCAUCAUGUUCAUAGUGUAAAGGGAACCACUGGAUAUCUUGAUCCAGAAUACAUGGGAGGUGGGGAAUUGACUAAAAAAUAUGAUGUAUACUCUUUUGGUGUAUUACUGCUUGAGGUUGUCAAUUCUCACCCACUUUUCAAUUCCAACUUGUUAGAAGAAGAACUAUACAUCCCUACAAGACUAGAAUGUCCAUUACAUUUACUUAGGUUGGAGAGAUCACUUAAUUUCUAUGUGGACGAAGAAGGUAAUUACUGUCCAGAAUCAUUUGAGAAAUUUAAGGAGAUUGCAGACAAAUGCACGGGUUUUAUGCGUAAGAAUUGGGGUUUUAUGGGUAAGAAUCGACCCAUAAUGGAGGAAGUGUUACAGGAUUUAGAGUAUGUCUUGCAGCUGCAUGAAGCUUGGUUAAGAACCAAUAGCGGGGUAGAAUAA
Messenger RNA from Telopea speciosissima, 1506 nucleotides. RefSeq names its product probable receptor-like protein kinase At1g30570. Gene Ontology annotation, biological process: protein autophosphorylation. Bases 1 to 1506 code for a protein of 501 amino acids. The transcript is spliced from 2 exons. The record is from RefSeq and is a predicted model, not a curated record. Gene Ontology annotation, cellular component: plasma membrane; plasmodesma. Gene Ontology annotation, molecular function: ADP binding; ATP binding; transmembrane receptor protein tyrosine kinase activity. Lineage: Eukaryota; Viridiplantae; Streptophyta; Magnoliopsida; Proteales; Proteaceae.